GUUUCCGGUGCCGGCCGCGGCGGCCGGCAGGACCAUCCGCCGUCUCUCGCUGUCUCUCUGGGUCUCUCCGAGUGUCUCUGUCCGUGUCUCUGCCCCCCCCCCCCCGGGCUCGGGGCGGGCGCGGCGCCAUGGGCAUCCUGGAGAAGAUCGCCGAGAUCGAGAAGGAGAUCGCCCGGACCCAGAAGAACAAGGCUACCGAGUACCACCUCGGCUUGCUGAAGGCGAAACUUGCCAAGUACCGAGCUCAGCUCCUGGAACCCUCCAAAUCUGCCUCGGCCAAAGGAGAAGGCUUCGACGUGAUGAAAUCUGGAGAUGCCCGAGUGGCACUGAUCGGUUUUCCUUCUGUGGGGAAGUCCACGUUCCUGAGCUUGAUGACCUCCACGGCCAGCGAAGCGGCAUCCUAUGAAUUCACCACGCUGACAUGUAUCCCGGGGGUCAUUGAGUACAAAGGAGCCAACAUCCAGCUGUUAGAUCUUCCUGGAAUCAUUGAAGGUGCCGCACAAGGGAAAGGCAGGGGCCGGCAAGUAAUCGCCGUUGCUCGGACCGCCGACGUCGUCAUCAUGAUGCUCGAUGCCACCAAGGGGGAAGUUCAGAGGUCUCUGUUGGAAAAGGAAUUAGAAUCAGUAGGAAUCCGACUAAAUAAAUACAAACCUAACAUCUACUUCAAGCCAAAGAAAGGGGGUGGAAUCUCCUUUAACUCCACAGUCACACUGACCCAGUGCUCUGAAAAACUAGUGCAGCUCAUCCUUCAUGAGUACAAAAUCUUCAAUGCAGAAGUCCUCUUCAGAGAAGACUGUUCCCCAGAUGAGUUUAUUGACGUGAUUGUUGGAAAUAGAGUGUACAUGCCCUGCCUUUAUGUUUAUAACAAAAUCGACCAGAUCUCAAUGGAGGAAGUUGAUCGUCUGGCACGGAGGCCGAACAGUGUUGUGAUCAGCUGUGGGAUGAAGCUCAAUCUCGAUUUCUUGCUGGAGAUGCUGUGGGAGUACCUGGCCUUGACAUGUAUCUACACCAAAAAGAGAGGACAGAGACCAGACUUUACAGAUGCCAUUAUUCUCCGAAAAGGGGCUUCCGUAGAACAUGUGUGCCACCGGAUUCACCGAACACUAGCCAGCCAGUUCAAAUAUGCUUUGGUGUGGGGCACAAGCACAAAAUACAGCCCUCAGAGAGUUGGACUGACUCACAUGAUGGAGCAUGAGGAUGUCAUCCAGAUAGUCAAGAAGUAACCUUUAUCCACUGCUCAUCACUGGUGCCUGACCCCGUCCUAGUCUUUCGAGUGAAAACUGGCUGAUUGUGAUCAUUGGGGGAAAAAAAACAAGAGGAAGAUGUGCCCAAGGAGAGGAACCUGGUGUGCUCUAGAGCCACAGAUGCUUCCAUGAAGCUUGGUCAGUAGGACAGGAGAAGACUAUGAAUAAAUAAGAUUUGGGAGAGGAGAGGGGAAUAAUGCCAAGAA
Messenger RNA from Ornithorhynchus anatinus (platypus), 1450 nucleotides. RefSeq names its product developmentally regulated GTP binding protein 2 (gene DRG2). NCBI's taxonomy places the organism in Eukaryota, Metazoa, Chordata, Mammalia, Monotremata, Ornithorhynchidae. Gene Ontology annotation, molecular function: GTP binding; GTPase activity. The coding region runs from base 129 to 1223 and encodes 364 amino acids. Gene Ontology annotation, cellular component: cytoplasm. The transcript is spliced from 13 exons. Gene Ontology annotation, biological process: cytoplasmic translation. The record is from RefSeq and is a predicted model, not a curated record.